CCCUCCCCUGCUCAUCUGGUCCUCCACUCCGUCUUGCAAUAUUCGCUUGCUUGCUGGUAUCAUGUUCCCUUCCUCCUACUCUUCCAUCUCUGGGAGCUUGCUCGGCCGGAGUCUCGAAUGCUCAAAUUGACCAAGCAGUGAUCGUCCACGGUGCAAGCUCUGGCCUCCUCGCCUGCCAGCUGGCCCCGCUUGCUUGGUCGCUGCAAGCCCGUGCCCUGAGCCCCAGACGUGAUGAUUGGGUCGUUGAUUGAUAUUGCCAGCCGUCGUGCGGAGGCCACGUUGCCAUUUGCUGCCGCGCCUCAUGGGCGGAGGGGCGGUCGAGCCGUAGCGUUGUAUGCGACGACGACGAGCUGAAGAUGAUGACGAGUAUAGCUGAAGGUGAUGAUAGCGAUGAUGAAGCUACUGAUGCUGAUAUGUGUGUGAUGCGGAUGUUGGCCUGCUAGACGACAAGGCCAUAGAUGCGCAGUCGUCCCCCUUGCGCGAGGCAAGUCGUAUCCACUUGCGCCCGACGUUGGGGAACUGGCGCCAACACCGCAGAGGAUAGAUGGAGCGGCGAUGAGGAGAUGAAGGUCGUUGAGGAGAUAGAGAAGAAGAAGAGGAGGAGAGGCAAGGUGGACGCCUGGCCAGCCGGGCGUAAGGCCAGAGUGGAUGCCAAGUUGAGCGCAGCUCAGCUCAACUCGAGGUUGGGAGGAUGUGGGUUGACGACGCGACUGAGCACGAGUUAGCCGAGGGUGCCUCGACCAGCCGCGUCGCCCUGCAGGGUGUGUGUUCGGUGCUGCUCUCUUUUGUGGUAACGAGAAGGUGGAUGGUGGGCUGGACGCCUGGGAAGGGAAGCGAGAUUGCUUUUGGUGG
Molecule: messenger RNA, 852 nt
Organism: Jaminaea rosea
Lineage: Eukaryota; Fungi; Basidiomycota; Exobasidiomycetes; Microstromatales
Exons: 1
Coding region: 459-725 (88 amino acids)
Source: RefSeq, a predicted model, not a curated record